Messenger RNA from Andrographis paniculata, 528 nucleotides. RefSeq lists its product as uncharacterized. Lineage: Eukaryota; Viridiplantae; Streptophyta; Magnoliopsida; Lamiales; Acanthaceae. The transcript is spliced from 2 exons. The record is from RefSeq and is a predicted model, not a curated record. The coding region runs from base 1 to 528 and encodes 175 amino acids.
AUGGUUUUGCAGCAACAAUAUCGCGAAAGAGGCUUCCAGAAAUAUUCUGAGCUGAUCACCUGUGCAAAUCCAUUUCCAGAGGCAAAUGCAAUACAGCCGGAAAAUCCGGUGCGUGGUCGUGGGCAAGUCAGAAAUCAGCGAAUUGAUGGCGAUCGAAAUCAGAAUCGCGGACGGGGCGGGGCAAACGCAUACAGUCACAAUAAUUAUCAAAACAGGCCCCGAUAUGUGCCAAAUCGACGUUAUAAUGGCAGAAGGCCGUACAGACCUCAACAGAGGAUCAACACCGGGAGAAACAGAAACAAUGAUGAGGAAUGCACCCAGUGUGGAAUCAAAGGCCAUUGGGCCCAUGUUUGUCGCACAGCCAGUCACUUGGCUGAACUGUAUCGGGCCUCAAAAGAAAGACAGGGAAGAAUUGCCCCCGAAACAAAUCACGUUGCCCACGAUGACACAUUUGACGAUGUGAUGAAUGAAAAUAUCGCGCACCUGGAUGCCGAUGAUCUGCUUGACAUAGCUGGUGAUGUUAAAUGA